Cryptotermes secundus is the source of this 563-nucleotide messenger RNA. It is a transcript of the gene ND-B14, whose product is annotated as NADH dehydrogenase [ubiquinone] 1 alpha subcomplex subunit 6. The record is from RefSeq and is a predicted model, not a curated record. NCBI's taxonomy places the organism in Eukaryota, Metazoa, Arthropoda, Insecta, Blattodea, Kalotermitidae. Gene Ontology annotation, biological process: response to oxidative stress. Bases 35 to 409 code for a protein of 124 amino acids. The transcript has 3 exons.
GACGGCACUUUUCGUCUGCUAAGUCAGCAAUAUCAUGGCGACGCAGGAAUCUGUUAGGAAAGUGGUACAACAAGUACGACCAAUUUUAUCCGUUGAUCGUAGCGAGGCGAGGAAGAGAGUUUUUAAUUUAUAUAAAGCAUGGUAUAGACAAAUACCAUACGUUGUGAUGGACUAUGACAUCCCAAAGUCAGUGGAACAGUGCCGAGUCAAACUCAGAGAAGAAUUUGAAAAGAACCGUCACGUUACAGAUAUACGAGUGAUAGAUAUGCUUGUUAUUAAGGGCCAGAUGGAACUUAAAGAAACUGUUGAAAUUUGGAAGCAGAAGGGUCAUAUAAUGACAUACUUCAAGGAAACUGUUGAACCAAAACCUACAGACUUCUUGUCUAAAUUCUUGGCGGGUCACGAAUAAAAUCAAGGUAUUAGAUGGUAAGGAAUCAGUCUUGCACAGUUGAACUGUGUAGUGGAUUAUUAAAAAGCUUAUAUUAUGAUAGUCUCUUAUUGUACAGAUAUUAAAUGUUAUUCUGAAUUGACUGUAAAUAAAUUUUCUUGUAUACGUCCUUGCA